Molecule: messenger RNA, 1008 nt
Organism: Salvelinus fontinalis (brook trout)
Lineage: Eukaryota; Metazoa; Chordata; Actinopteri; Salmoniformes; Salmonidae
Product: keratin-associated protein 4-3-like
Exons: 5
Cellular component (GO): keratin filament
Source: RefSeq, a predicted model, not a curated record
UGUGUUCCGUCCUGCUGUGUGCUGUCCUGCUGUGUGCUGUCCUGCUGUGUGCCGUCCUGCUGUGUGCCGUCCUGCUGUGUACUGUCCUGCUGUGUGCCGUCCUGCUGUGUGCCGUCCUGCUGUGUGCCGUCCUGCUGUGUGCCGUCCUGCUGUGUACCGUCCUGCUGUGUGCCGUCCUGCUGUGUGCCGUCCUGCUGUGUUGCUGUGUGCUGUGUUCCGUCCUGCUGUGUGCCGUCCUGCUGUGUUCCGUCCUGCUGUGUACCGCCCUGCUGUGUGCCGUCCUGCUGUGUGCUGUGUGCCUCCUGCUGUGUGCCGUCCUGCUGUGUGCCGUCCUGCUGUGUGCCGUCCUGCUGUGUGCCGUCCUGCUGUGUGCCGUCCUUCUGUGUGCCGUCCUGCUGUGUGCCGUCCUGCUGUGUUCCGUCCUGCUGUGUACAGUCCUGCUGUGUGCAGUCCUGCUGUGUGCCGUCCUGCUGUGUACAGUCCUGCUGUGUGCAGUCCUGCUGUGUGCUGUCCUUCUGUGUGCAGUCCUGCUGUGUGCUGUCCUGCUGUGUGCUGUCCUGCUGUGUGGGCGGGGUUUGGGAGUGCCAGGUGGGCGGGGUUUGGGAGUGCCAGGUGGGUGGGGUUUGGGAGUGCCAGAUGGGCGGGGUUUGGGAGUGCCGGGUGGGCGGGGUUUGGGAGUGCCAGGUGGGCGGGGUUUGGGAGUGCCAGGUGGGCGGGGUUUGGGAGUGCCGGGUGGGCGGGGUUUGGGAGUACCAGAUGGGCGGGGUUUGGGAGUGCAGGGUGGGCGGGGUUUGGGAGUGCCGGAUGGGCGGGGUUUGGGAGUGCCGGGUGGGCGGGGUUUGGGAGUGCCGGGUGGGCGGGGUUUGGGAGUGCCGGGUGGGCGGGGUUUGGGAGUGCCGGGUGGGCGGGGUUUGGGAGUGCCGGGUGGGCGGGGUUUGGGAGUGCCGGGUGGGCGGGGUUUGGGAGUGCCAGAUGGGCGGGAUUCACCCAAGUGAAGACAGGUCGUGA